AUGUCCGGCCAGACGGUGCUGACGGCGGAAGAUGUGGACAUCGACGUGGUGGGCGAGGGGGACGACUGCAUGGAGGAGCGGGACAGCGGCGGCGGCGGCGGCGGCGGCAGCGACCUGGAGGCCGGCGGCAGCCCCGGCGGUGCUUUGGGUAGGCUGCCCGCCACGCUGGCCUUGGACGAGGCGGCCGAGCUGCUGAUGGCCAAAGAGUCGGCGGAGAUGAGCUCGGGCAGCAGCAGCAACGGCGGCGGCGGCGGCGGGAGCCCCGUCGAGGAGAAGGGAGGCGAGGAGGGCUCGGCGCCGUCCGCGGCGGCGGCGGUGGCGAGCGCUGCGGCUGCUGCCUCCAGCGGCGGCAAGCCCAAGAGCAGCCUGGUGAAGCCGCCCUACUCCUACAUCGCGCUGAUCACCAUGGCCAUCCUGCAGAGCCCGCAGAAGAAGCUGACGCUGAGCGGCAUCUGCGAGUUCAUCAGCAACCGCUUCCCUUACUACCGGGAGAAGUUCCCGGCCUGGCAGAACUCCAUCCGCCACAACCUCUCGCUCAACGACUGCUUCGUCAAGAUCCCCCGCGAGCCGGGCAACCCGGGCAAGGGCAACUACUGGACGCUGGACCCGCAGUCCGAGGACAUGUUCGACAACGGCUCCUUCCUGCGCCGCCGCAAGCGCUUCAAGCGGCACCAGCAGGAGCAGCUCCGCGAGCAGACGGCGCUCAUGAUGCACAGCUUCGGCGCCUACAGCCUGGCCGCCGCCGCCGCCGCGGCCGCCGCCUCUUCCUCGGGGCCCUACGGCCGCGCCUACGGCCUGCCCCACGGCGCCUACCCGCACCCGGCCGCCCUGCAGUAC
Protobothrops mucrosquamatus (brown spotted pit viper) is the source of this 837-nucleotide messenger RNA. It is a transcript of the gene FOXD3, whose product is annotated as forkhead box D3. The transcript has a single exon. The annotation marks the transcript as partial. Gene Ontology annotation, biological process: cell differentiation; regulation of transcription by RNA polymerase II; anatomical structure morphogenesis. The record is from RefSeq and is a predicted model, not a curated record. Lineage: Eukaryota; Metazoa; Chordata; Lepidosauria; Squamata; Viperidae. Gene Ontology annotation, molecular function: DNA-binding transcription factor activity, RNA polymerase II-specific; RNA polymerase II cis-regulatory region sequence-specific DNA binding.